GCAGACUCCGGUGCGCCGCGUCUCCCGCGGGCAGAGAAGUAGCUGCAACUCCGCUCCCCGGGCCCGGCCGCCUCCUCCCCGCCGCCCUCCCCCGCCCCCGCCCCCUCGCUCCCUCCCGCUCUUUGUCUCCUGGGCGCCCGGCUUCCCCGCCACGCGCCCCCCACGACGCCCCUUCCCCGGGGACCCCUGCGGACCCCUGCCGACGCGACGCGGCGCGAAUCGGCCCUGCCAGGCGGGGGCCCCGCGUCCGGCCAGGCCUGGCGGGCGGCGGGGGCGGGGAGGGAGGUGGCGCUCGCUCUUCUCUCUUCUCUCUCUCUCUGUCACACACACACACACACACACACGCACGCACACGCACACACACACGGAGCAUCCUCCCGUCAGGUCUCCUGGUCCAGCCCCGCCCGCGCCUCCUGCUUCCAGCGAACCUGCUCCCUCUCCCCACAUCCCCCGCCCUCCAUCUCCCCCGGCUCCGGGACCCUUCCCGCCGACCUCACCCCCACCCCUGGGAUGGAGCGGCUCGAGCCCGCCCGGAGCCCCCCGCGGCCGGGGUAACGGUCCCCCCAACCGUCUCCUGCCCGGCCCCCGCCUCAAGCACCAUGGGCCCGAGGGGUUCCCGGGGCGCCAGACGCUGAAGAUGACCGAUGCCGGAGCUCUCUUAAGUCAUGGCUUCUUCAAAGCUCCAAGAACCCGUGGAUGAGGUUUUUGACCUGGACUUGGCUGUGCCAGAGACCGCCAGACUGGACAGCAGUUUACACAAGGCCCGGGCCCAACUGUUGGCCAAGGGCAGGAGACACCGGCCGUCCCGCUCCAGGCUUCGGGACAGUGCCAGCUCCGCGGAGGAUGGUGAAGGCUCCGAUGGGCCCGGAGGCAAGGUGACCGACGGCUGCGGGAGCCCCCUGCACCGGCUACGCUCGCCUUUGCACUCAGGCCCGGGGUCCCCGGCCGGGGGCUCUUUCUGCCUGGAUCCGCCGGGGUUGCGGCGCAGCCUGGACGAGGACGAACCGCCGCCCUCGCCGCUCACACGCUACCGGCCCCUGCACAACGCUGCGUCGCACGAGGGCCUGGCCGCCGCCUCCUCCUCUCCGCCGCGCUCCGCGCCCUCCUCCGACAGCUCCCCCAGCUUCGUGCGCCGCCACCCGCGCGCAGAGCCGCACAGCGAAGAUGACAGCCGCGACGCCAGUCCUCCUGAGCCCGCCAGCCCCACCAUCGGCCUGGAUAAGAAGACUCGCCGAAAGUUCCUGGACCUGGGGGUCACCCUGCGCCGAGCAUCCACGGGCAAGAGCCGGAAGGAGAAAGGCAGCAACCGCCUGUCCAUGGGCAGCAGGGAGUCAGUGGAGGGGUCCGGCAGGUCAGGGGGCUCCCCGUUCCUGCCUUUUUCCUGGUUCACAGACAGCGGCAAGGGCUCAGCAUCCUCUGGUAGCACCACCUCCCCAGCCUGCUCCCCUAAACACGAGGGCUUCCGCCCUAAGAAGUCAGCUUCCCAGGCCCAGCUCCUGGCUCAUGCACGGGAGGCACUGAGCAACUCCUGGUGCCUAGUCCAGGACUUCGGCUCCACCCAGAUAGGGAUGGAAUCCACUCUGAGUGAUGACUCCACGCCCCCCAGCAGCAGCCCCAAGAUCCCCAGUGGGCCCCGGCAGGAGGCCAAAUGUUCUUACCCCUACCACACGCUGUCUCAGUCUUCAGACGAGUUCCUGGAUGAACCCCUCCCCGCUGUCCACCAUUGGACCAGCCAGCAGGUGGGCCAGUGGCUGCAGAGCCUCAACCUGGAACAGUAUGCUGCCGAGUUUGCUGCACGGCAGGUAGACGGGCCGCAGCUGCUGCAGCUGGAUGGAAGCAAACUAAAGAGCCUGGGGCUCAGCAACUCGCAUGACCGGGCACUGGUGAAGCGCAAGUUGAAGGAGAUGGCAGCGGCUGCCGAGAAGGAGCGCAAGGCCCAGGAGAAGGCUGCGCGGCAGCGGGAGAAGCUCCGGCGCGGAGAGCAGGAGGCCAAGAAGAGCUAGGGGAGGGUGCACAGGCGCUGGCGCCCAGCAGGGGCAGCCACUGGCUCCACGGGCACAGGCCUCACCAGGGAGGCUGGACCUGGGUGCUGCACUUGGGCUAGCCUGGUCCCACGCUCUCAGGGGGGACAUGCCCUCUCUUACCCUGUCACUUGGUCUAGACCCAGAGCCCCCAGAAAGGGAGACCCCAGGGAGAGGGCCUAGUAAUAAAUCCUAUUUUGAGGACUUGUUUGGCACAGAGUUCCUGGGGGAGGAGCAGAUGAAGGGGAGACGGAAGAGAGGCCAGGGCUGAGGCAAGUCUGGGAGCCUGGGUCAGGCUGUCCCAUUGCCCUCAGGCCAUUGUGGGGCUGCGGCGGAGGGGAGCUAGGAGGCCUGCCUGCCUGCUUGCCUGCCAGAGGCCCUGAGGCCACGCCCCAGGGCUCAGAGCUGGGCUGGGCAUUUCAGCAGGAGCAGGUGUGGGGGCAGUUCCUCUCCACUCUCCCAGGGCGCUGUGUGGUGGGAGAGCUCUGUCCUGCCCCCCUAAGAGGCCAGUGGGCACUGCAGCCAGUCGCACUCAGGGUAGACUCCCAGCCAAACUCCUCAACAGGAGAGCAGAGAAAGCAGCCUGGGGCGAGUGCAGUCUUUGCCAGGACUCAAGAGGGGUGGAUGAACACCCCCUUCUCCCUCUCCCCUCCUCUGUCCUGUGGGUCCCAGGGGGCGAGAUGACAUCCACACAGGUCUGCCUCUCAGGGCCCAGUCAAGACCUGGUCUUUGACCCAUUCUCCAAGCCAGGACUCCCUUCACUUCCUGCUGCUUCCUCAGAGGGCACCUAAGCCCUCUUUGGGAGCUGAGCAAACAGGAACUGAUAGGGACAGAGGGCACCACUUCCACCAGCCAAGGCCUAGGAGCUGCUGACCUGGUCAGCCCUCACCCCAGCCAGGCAGAGAGGCAAAACCUGGGGGUCCCUGGCAGCUACGAGAUUGGAAAGGUUCAUCAGCCCACCCCCAUCUGCCCCAGGCAUUGUCAGAAUCAGUGGGCUCAGAACUGGCAGGCGGUGCAAGCUCUGCGUUCCUGGGCCACACUGAGGGCUGGGGCCAGCUCCCUGGAUGGGGGUGGAGUUUACCAGCAGCCUGGGGACAGCAUGUGUCCUUUUUAGGAAAUGUCCUUGGAGGAAGUGUUCAUGUGUGGCGCUGGUCAGCAGCUAGCCCCGCUUCCAGGACACCGGUCAGAGUUACCGAUGAGGCCAGGGGGCUCCUGCUUGGAAACCCCUCCAGCUCCUCCCAUCUGCCCAGAGCGACAGAUGGCACCAAUGCAUGCUGGCUCUCUCAUUCCUGCCCAGGGACUGUGGCUUACGGCCAGCACCCUGUACCUGGGACUCAGCCCUUAUCCCCCCUCUGCUAUCUGUGCUGGGAGAGGGGCUUCGGAGGGAAACAGAUAUGAGGACACUGGCACCAUCCGGGCCUGGUGGCAGGGCCAUGGGAGGUUGGAAGGCACCCACAUCCUUAAAGCCAUCAGUAGCUAUAGUGGGUGCCCACCUGCAUGUGAAGGGGAGGCAGUUCUCAAUUUAUUUCAAUAAAUACUUAUGAUGUGCCAGUGA
Messenger RNA from Nomascus leucogenys (northern white-cheeked gibbon), 3576 nucleotides. RefSeq names its product sterile alpha motif domain containing 14 (gene SAMD14). Gene Ontology annotation, biological process: calcium-mediated signaling; neuron projection development; actin filament organization. Lineage: Eukaryota; Metazoa; Chordata; Mammalia; Primates; Hylobatidae. The transcript has 11 exons. Gene Ontology annotation, cellular component: actin cytoskeleton; dendrite; cytoplasm. Gene Ontology annotation, molecular function: actin filament binding. The record is from RefSeq and is a predicted model, not a curated record. The coding region runs from base 666 to 2003 and encodes 445 amino acids.